AAAACUGGAAGGGGGAGAAGCUAUCAGCUACAGAAGAAGAUAUAGUAAAAACAAGCGGAAACUGGAAGAAGACAAACCAGCACCAGCACAGACUUCUACUAAUUGAGUCUCCAUCUACAGAUUUAAGCAAUGACCGGCGGCGUACAUCUGGUUGAGCAGAGAUCCAUAGCUGGAUUGAGCUGAAAUUCACUUGACCUCGAUUGGUUGUUUGCAUCAUCUCAAUUUCAUCUCUCAAGCAGAGAGAUCCAUGGCGGAAGCGGUGAUAUCUGAAGCGCACGGUCUGUUCUCUUCUGAUCUUCCUCCGUUACCCGAGAAUCGCAUCGUAGUGGGGUUUGGAAUGGUUUCUGUGGACUAUGUUGCAAUCGUUGAUGCUUUUCCUAAACCCGAUGAGAAGGUUCGUGGCAGGAGCUUGCAGGUUUUUGGUGGCGGGAAUGCUGCUAAUGCUUUGACGUGUGCUUCUCGUUUGGGUUUGACGCCUAAACUGAUCACUAAGGUUGGUGAUGAUUCUCUGGGACAAAUCGCCUUGGCAGAGCUUGAAGCAGACGGGGUAGAUACUUCUCUAGUCAAGAUUUCUGACGGGGGAACGUCAACAUCUACGUAUGUGAUUGUUGAUAAACAGAUGAAAACUCGUACAUGUAUCUACACAUUGGGCGUCCCUGCAAUGGUGCCUGAUGAUCUGCCAAAAACGAAGUUAGUAUCUGCUUUGAAUGAAGCUAAACUUGCAUAUUUUGAUGGAAGAUCAACCAAACCGGCUUUGGUUGUCGCACAAGAGGCAGCUCGAAUGAGCAUACCUAUUCUAGUUGAGGCAGAACGCAAAAAAGCAGGGCUUGCUAGUCUCCUUGAUUUGGCAACUUACAUCAUAUGCUCGGAAAAAUUUCCUCAGGCUUGGACGUCAGCCUCAUCUAUUCCAAAAGCACUUGUAUCCAUUCUUCUAAAGUAUCCAAACGUCAAAUUUGUGAUUGCGACCCUUGGUGAAAAGGGUUGCGUAAUGAUUGAUAGAAGAACCCCUGGUGAAGACCCUCAUCUAGAUGCCAUAGACGUAGACAGCUUGACUGAGUCACUAAAACUUAGAAUUGAUGAAAACGUUACUACUCCAACAUUAGUGACUUCUGAGUCAAGCGUGAGACUAAGAGCAGAUGGAAUAGGCACAUUAUAUGGCAAGUUGCUCCUAGGGACUGCUGAGAAGAUACCUCCUUCGGAAAUUCUUGAUACUACUGGUGCCGGUGAUGCAUUUAUUGGAGCAGUCCUAUAUGCUUUAUGUGCAGGAAUGCCUCCUGAGAAAAUGCUGCCAUUUUCCUGUCAAGUGGAUAAUUAAUUGACAAAGGAGUUGCUUGAGCGCCAUCCAAGUUCGCAGAGCUAUUUGUUCUUCCUUGAGACGUGUCAGCGGAAGAACAUGUUAACAAUGCAUGCCAUUUACAUGCUUCAGAUGCAAGGCUUUGCGCUCUGUGAGACAUUUUAGCAGCUGCAUGCAAACAAUAGACAACACCAACCACAUUAUAUCUUUGCUCAUGCUUCAUGCUCUUUCUAAUUGGUUUCAGCUAUCAACAACAGAUGGGAUAAAGCCCAUCACUAAAACCACAGGUAAUGCAUGUCAAUUCUUUGUUAUCUUCACCAAGAAGUUUCAUCAGAAGUGUGUAAGAACCUGGCAAAGUCAGUGCUAGCCGAAAUGCUAAACAUAGCCUCCUUGCCUCAAUCAACUGUGUGAGGAUCAAUAUCCACUACGCUAACCUUCACAGCAUAAUCAGCCUUCUUAUCGUAGUACUUGACUGAAGAAGCCCCAUCGGAGGCCAAAUGAGCUAUGGAGCACGAUGGCUGAAACAAGGAAAUUGCCGAGGAAGUAAAUCGAAGCCCUCAUCAAUUCUUCCACAAUUUUGCUGCAUGUGGAAAUGAAUGGGUUGAGCUUGAUGUGGUGUGGCUGUCGUUGGGUGUAGAUGUCUGAAGUGAGGUACGGAAGUAGAGAAGAGCAGUUGUUGUGGACGUGAAGAGGAAAAGAGGGACGGGGCUCAAGAAAUCUGAAGUGGGGAGGAAAACGCGAGGUGGAGUUCGGGCCUUGGACAGAUGCCAAAAGUCAAGAAAACCCAACGAAGACUUAUUUUGCUCCGUUUUAACUAUAGGCUCAGGCACUUGUUCGAAACCUGAUGCGAGCUUUUAUGCGAAACGAUGGGCGAUCAGCGGGAUUCAAGGGAUUUUGACGGGAUUUUGAUUUAUACGAGGUAACAUUAAGUUACAUUAAGUUAGAUUUGAGAUUUCAUUUGACUUCUUAUUUUAUUAGAUUUAAUAAUAUUAUUAAAUAAUAAAAUAUUUUAUUAUUUAAUUUAUUGAUAAAUUAGACUAUUGGAAGUGUGAUAAUUGCCCCAAAAGGUUUCGAUUAAUGUGCAAUCGCCUCGAAAUUCGUGUGUAUUUCACCUCGUUUAAUGUGUCGAAUUCAUUGAAUAUAGAAAUUAGAUAAAUUGGCAGUGCGUUUAGGGUAUUGCCAAUGUCCCGGUCGCAAUGACGCAGCCUGUUUCGAGAUCGGAUGUCGUUUGGGCAAUGCCAAGGCAAAUUCUCCUCGAAAAGCGUGUUGUC
This is a messenger RNA of Dendrobium catenatum, 2565 nucleotides long. RefSeq names its product ketohexokinase. NCBI's taxonomy places the organism in Eukaryota, Viridiplantae, Streptophyta, Magnoliopsida, Asparagales, Orchidaceae. The record is from RefSeq and is a predicted model, not a curated record. The coding region runs from base 248 to 1315 and encodes 355 amino acids. Gene Ontology annotation, molecular function: kinase activity. The transcript is spliced from 13 exons.